Molecule: messenger RNA, 2906 nt
Organism: Bolinopsis microptera
Lineage: Eukaryota; Metazoa; Ctenophora; Tentaculata; Lobata; Bolinopsidae
Product: cGMP-dependent protein kinase 1-like
Exons: 18
Coding region: 131-2323 (730 amino acids)
Biological process (GO): protein phosphorylation
Molecular function (GO): cGMP-dependent protein kinase activity; ATP binding
Source: RefSeq, a predicted model, not a curated record
GUGUCAAUACCUCGAUGGUAUUUACUUUUAGCCUCUUUCUUCUCACUUUUACCUUGAUUUAGAACAAGAUAGGAAAGUAAGCUGAUACUUGAUAUGAGGUGGUAACGUGGGAUCCUGCUCUUCGUUGGUGAUGGUGAACAGCGCUGCCAUGGGCGAUAAAGAUCGCCGGAUUACCCAGCUUUCGGAGGAAGUAAGGCGGAUGAAGUCAGAAGAUCAGCUAAAGUCGGAGCAAAUCAGACUUCUUUUGACCAAGAAUAAGAGGCUCCAAGAGCAGUUGGAUAAAUCAAAAGCAAAAGUAGCGGAGCUAAAUAUAGCGGGAGUAGCAGUGGCGGGAGGAGGAGGAGGAGGAGGGGGAGGAGGAGGAGGAGGGGUGAGUCUGAAUACUAUUAGUGAAGAGACGGGAGGAGAUGGGGAUAAGACAGAGAAGAAAUUACCUCCUGCGUCCAACAACAACAACAAUGCCAGCACGCGACAGAGGGCCCAGGGUAUCUCGGGAGAAAGUAAGAAGGUUGAGGACAUCUACAUGAACCUUCAGGACUUUGAGAAGACAGAUGAGGAAAAGAGCUCGAUUGAAAAAGCAUUGCUUGGAAAUGUGUUCAUGAAAAAUCUAAAAGAAUAUCACAUAUCGGAGAUAGUGAGGUGCAUGUAUCCAGUUGAUUAUAAUGAGGGUGACAUGAUUAUUACUGAGGGCACCAGCGGAGAUGUCCUAUACGCUUUACAAGAGGGACGAGUGGAGGUACAGAAAGAGGGCAAGAAGUUAGCCCAGUUCGGAGGUCCCACUGUAUUUGGAGAGCUUGCUAUCCUCUAUAAAUGCCCUCGAACUGCAUCAAUUCUAGUGAUUUCAUCCAAAGCUAAAGUAUGGGCAAUAUCUCGGGAUACUUACCAAACUAUCAUGAUGAAAGAUGGGAUUCAGAGACAGAUGGAUGCUCUCAAGGUUAUAAAUAAUGUCCAGUUGUUAAAGAAACUGCCAGAAUCCAUGAAAAUGAAGUUAUCGUCGAGUCUCGUCGAGGAAACGUACUCGAAAGGCGAAUACAUAAUCAGACAAGGGUCGAUAGGUGACACGUUCUUCAUCCUUAACGAUGGUGAAGUGCUGAUAACAGUGAUAAAAGAACCCGGCCAACCAGCAGUACCCAUCAGGACUCUACAGAAAGGAGCUUACUUUGGGGAGGUCGCUCUCCUCAGGGAGGAGCCGAGAACAGCGAAUGUGAUCGCCGUGACUGAUAAGGUGGUCUGCUACGUGGUUGAGAGGGAAAAGUUCAUGAAGCUGAUCGGAGGGCUGGAGUUUGAGAAAUAUAAUGAUAACGAUAUCGAUAUCGGUGACAAAGACAAAGAUUCGGACCCCGAGCAAGAAGAGGAAAGAGAAAGAUACGACAACUUCAAACUAACCGAUUUUAAGAGGGUGGCUACCUUAGGAGUAGGGGGAUUCGGCAGAGUCGACCUGGUGAAACACAGAUCAGGAGGGCAGACGUACGCUCUGAAGUCGCUGAAGAAGCAACACGUGGUGGAUACCAAGCAGCAAGAGCACGUGGUGGCGGAGGCGAACAUCAUGAGGACUUGCAGGUCACCGUUUGUGGUACGGUUAUACAAGACGUAUAAAGACUCCAGAUUUGUGUAUAUGUUACUGGAGGUCUGUCUUGGAGGUGAACUCUGGACUAAACUUAGAGACAUGCAGCAGUUUGACGAGCACACGGCUAAAUUCGUGGUCGGUUGUGUGGUAGAAGGACUGAACUACUUGCACUCUAAAGGAAUCGUUUACCGAGAUCUCAAACCGGAGAAUUUACUUCUGGACGAGCGGGGAUAUGUCAAGAUUGUCGACUUUGGGUUUUCAAAAAAGAUUGGUUUCAGACAGAAAACGUGGACAUUCUGUGGCACUCCAGAAUAUGUGUCACCUGAGAUUAUUCUGAACAAGGGACAUGAUCUGUCAGCAGAUUUCUGGUCUCUGGGAAUUUUGAUAUUCGAAAUACUGACUGGAAAUCCACCAUUUUGCGGAUCUGAUGGGAUGAAAACAUACAACCUCAUACUCCAAGGCAUCAACAUGAUAUCUUUCCCCGUGACCAUGAGUAAGGGUGCUGUCAACAUCAUCAGAAAACUCUGCAGGGAGAACCCAGCAGAAAGGUUGGGAUAUCAGAAGAAUGGAUUCAGGGAUAUCAAAAAACAUUUGUGGUUCCAGGGAUUAAACUGGGAGUCCCUUCGGUUGCAGACGACCCAGCCCCCAAUUGUACCAAACAUAAAGAGUAAAGACGACCAUUCCAACUUCGACCCAUACCCUGACGACGACGAUUAUCCACCAGAGGAAUUUAGUGGGUGGGAUGCAGAUUUUUAAGGCACCACACUAUAACUCACAACUGAUCAGAAUAUAAAGUGAGCUCUGCGAGUCAAGAAAUAAAGAAAUUAUGAUAUCAGGCUCGCGAUAAACGUCUUUUUCCCGAUACUGUGUAUUACGGUGGAUAUAGCUUGUGUCGAAUCAAAUAUUUCAGCAAGUUUUUGGAAGUAGUAAGAGUACUGAUUAUAAUUUGGAGUAGGUUGGAGUCGUUUUAUUAGUGGUCGAUAUAAGAUUACGUAUUUGUUUACUUUGAUUGAUUCUAAUUUAAACUUAAUAAAUGAUAUAAAUUCAUAUAUUUUUCCUCGUACAAGAAUCUAUAGUCAUAGAUGAGGGACAACUUACAUUUUAGAGUUUUUUGUUGUUGUACUCUUCAUGAGGGAUUGCAAUGUCAAUUUUUACCCUUGUGUUCAUGAAACCUUCAUCUGAGACAGCAAGUUAGGUAGAAUAAAAAUAAAAUAGCAUAAAAAUUUUCCUCCUUCCUUUGUGAUAUUUCAUUUAAUUUGAGAUGGACGUUAUUGAAUUUGAUUGAUUAUUGAUCCGUUAUGAACUAUUGUUUUUAAUCAUCUUAAUAACUGAACACACG